AAGACAUUGUCGUUCUCGUGCCAAAAACUUGUAAGCACUCCUGCUCUAAAGUGUGUAUGGCGUCUUCAAACCUGUGAUCUCUCUAUCAGGCGCGCGCAGACACAGACGGAGCGCUCGCGCGCUACUGAGCGUUUGGGCUGCAGACUCAGAAAUGAGGAGAGGGCAGCAGUGAUGCUCUGAGCAAACUUUCGCGGCUUGUUGUUUUUCUGUCCGUGUUUUAACGUUAAGAGUAUAAAGGGACCCACGUCUUUUUUAUGCGGGAUGGACGUUCUGGGAUCUAUGUUUCCACUCUGGAAGGCUCUGAUUCUGUUCCCGGUUCUCCUCCAGAGCGGCCGGGGCGACCUUCCGGACUGUCCGCCCUCCUGUUCCUGCUCCUCCACGGACAUCAUCUGCAACAGGCCGGACAGCAGCACGCUGUUCCCGAUGCCGUCCUUCCACGGCCCCAGCGGCGCGGGGAACCUGAGCGGCGGCGUGGAGGACCUGCUGGAGAACAUCACCACCAUUCACAUAGAGAACUGGACUGGUCUAGAGAUGCUGAGAGACGUUGAUAUGGAGCUUUAUCCAGGCUUACAGCGACUGACAAUUACACGGAGUGGAUUGAAAUCCAUCCAGACUCGAGUUUUCUCCAGAAAUCCUUACCUGCAGUACAUAGACUUCUCCAGGAACCCCAGGCUGAAGACGCUGUCGUGGCAAAGCUUUGAAUAUCUCCAGCUUGUAGAACUACGUUUGGAGGAGGUGAUGUUUUCCUGUGGCUGUGGCAUCCGCUGGCUGCAGCUAUGGCAACAAAGAGGAGAGGCGGAGCUUAGCAGCCAACAGUUGUACUGUACCUUUAACGACACAAGAAUGUUGCUUCAGGACAUGAAUGUCAGUGACUGUGAGCUGCCAGUGGUCAGAGUCAGCCACAGCAACAUAACAGUGGUUGAAGGAGCUCAGGUGACUGUGAUCUGUAAUGGUUCUGGAUCCCCGCUGCCUAAAAUGGACUGGCCUGUCAACGGUUUGCACUCCAUCAAUACACAGGAGGACAAGGUCUACAAAAAUGGCAUCCAAUCCAUCAUCAUAAAACUGGUCAACAUGAGCAGAGACGACAACAACUUCAUGCUGAACUGCACUGCCACCAAUGAAGUGGGCAUGAGCAACGCAACAAUUCAGCUAACUGUUCACUUUCCACCUUCUGUUGUGAACCUGAUGAAGCCAGAGCGUCGCCAUGACACUUGCAUCGAGUUCACUGUGCGAGGUUUCCCCCACCCAACUCUAAAAUGGUUCCACAACAAUCAGGAAAUUUACCACACAGAAUAUGUUCGCCCUGACAUGGAAACUUACCUUGAUUAUAUAGAAGGAUGCCUCAAUUUUAAGAACCCAACUCACCACAAUAAUGGCAACUACACUUUGAUGGCAACCAACGAGCUCGGGGUGGCCAACAGGACCGUGUACGGCUUCUUCAUGGAAGAUCCGCCCACGGACUCUCCUUUUUUUACAGUUUCCAGCUCCCCAGUUCCUCCAAUUUCUGAGACCAAAGAACCCCAAGAAGAUUCUAUGAGGGUUUCUGUGGCCGUCGGGGUGGCAGGGUUUGCCUGUGCGGUGCUGACGGUCUUCUUUCUCCUCAUCAAGUAUAGAAGACGAUCAAAGUUGACCAUGAAAGGUCCAACAGCUGGGAUGAGUGGUGAAGACUCUGCCAGCCCAUUUCAUCAUAUCAAUCAUGGGGUCGUCAGCCCCUGCAUGGUGGACCUUAGUUCAGAUGCUGUGGCGAUCGGAAUGAACAGAAUCCCUGUUAUAGAAAACCCACAGUACUUCAAACAUGGACACAACUGCAGCAAACCAACCACAUAUGUUCAGCAUAUCAAACAGAGGGACAUCAUUUUGAAGAGGGAGCUUGGAGAAGGAGCCUUUGGAAAGGUCUUCUUAGCCGAAUGUUACAACCUCACUAAGGACAAGAUGCUGGUGGCUGUGAAGACUCUGAAAGACCCCACACUUGCAGCAAGGAAGGAUUUCCAACGUGAGGCUGAGCUGCUGACCAACCUCCAGCAUGAACAUAUUGUGAAGUUCUAUGGAGUAUGUGUGGAUGGAGACCCCCUCAUCAUGGUGUUUGAGUACAUGAAGCACGGGGAUCUCAAUAAGUUUCUCAGAGCACACGGGCCAGACGCCAUGAUCCUGGUGGACGACGAGUCUCUGCAGACCAAAGGGGAGCUAGGCGUGUCCCAGAUGCUCCACAUUGGAAGUCAGAUUGCAAGUGGGAUGAUCUACUUGGCGUCCCAACACUUCGUACACCGGGAUCUGGCAACCAGGAACUGCUUGGUGGGGAAUGGUCUUCUGGUGAAAAUUGGAGACUUUGGGAUGUCCAGAGACAUUUACAGCACUGACUAUUACAGGGUAGGAGGCCACACAAUGCUACCAAUCCGCUGGAUGCCGCCGGAGAGCAUCAUGUACAGAAAGUUCACCACAGAGAGCGACGUGUGGAGCUUUGGAGUCAUCCUGUGGGAAAUCUUCACCUACGGAAAACAGCCGUGGUUUCAUCUUUCCAACAACGAGGUGAUUGAGUGCAUCACUCAGGGCAGGGUUCUGGAGCGGCCCAGGCUUUGUCCGAAGGAGAUCUAUGACAUGAUGCUGGGCUGCUGGCAGAGGGAGCCACAGCAGCGGCUCAACAUUAAAGACAUCCAGAAGACGCUGUUUUCUCUGAUGAAAGCCACGCCGGUCUACCUGGAUAUACUAGGAUGACAGCAGCUGACGAGGCGUUUGGAUUCCAACCAGUCGAACUGAUCCUUGAGUGAGAAGAAGACUCUUUUCAACUGAACUCGACCACACAGAAUGGCAGUUAUUUAAUUUAUGAAACAAUACGUAUGGAUAUUUACAUGGAUUCCUGUUUUUCUCUUUGUCUGUUUUCUGUGCAGACAAACACACAAGUAAGCACUCUCAAGCAUUUUCAGAUUCCUGCAGUGCCACUCUACUUUAAAUUUUGUUUCAAUUAUUUUUCCACCGAAGCAUGAAUUCCUUGUUUUCUCUCAUCCAUUCAUGAACUACUAGUCCAAAUGCAGCAAAAACAAUGAAAAUGUUAAAGAAAAACUGUGAUUACUGUAAAAAAUUAUUUUCUGUCAAAAGGCGAGAGUGAAUGCUGACAGCUGAAGAUGCUGAUGUGUGAUUCAGCUCUAAAAGAAGCUUGGAGGCUGAAAUUCUUGGUAAAACCUUAAAGUGAAUGGGCUAAAUGUAAAUUUGACAAAGAAGUAAAACAGCAAACAAUUUCAAGACAGAUAAUCAAAGAAAAACACACUGAUCAUGGAAAAUGACCAAGUUGGCCAAAAAAAGCUUAAAUUGUUGGAAAAAGCAGCAUAAUGGUAAUAAUACCAAAGACUGUGGGAAUUUUGAAAAGCUGAGGACAGUUGGAAGAGGCUGGUGUUGUGGAUUUGUGUUCAGUGUUGUUGUUGCUUCAGUGCAGUUAAAUCUGUCCACAAAGAGCCUGAGUGUUCCAGUUGCUUCCUGGUUUCAUGGAGUCCUUCACCUAAAGAGCAUUCUCUCCAUGCUAGUGGCAAACAUCAUUCAGGUAGAAUCAUGAAAAAAUCCUCAGAGCAGAGCUGAAAACUGGCAGUCUAACGGCGUCCUAUUAGUUCUUGUUGUCAGUCUUUUGGGUUCUUCACCUGUCUGGCUCUGCCUCGACCCUCUGGGCCUUAGGACUUCCUGACAAGUGGAGUGUCUGGAUGCUGGAUUGAGGUUUUCUUUCCUAAACCUGCCUAAAGCCUCAGUCCCAGCUGCCGUUACGGGUGGAUACGGGCUGUCUGCAGGGGAAGAAGGGGCAAAUCUGUACAGGGCACACAGCUGGCCCACACAAACAAUGAAGGCGUAGAGUACUCAGUGACCCUGUAGAGAGCAACUCUUCAUGUGCAUUUUUUCUACAGGCGUGCUGCGGGCAACAGGUUGUAGUGAAGACUUGAACUAUACAUGAGGGGAGGAGGACAGAAGUUGGUGGAAUGUAGACACGUAUGAAUUUAUGAUUUUUUCAACCCUCCAAAUUGUGUUAAAAUGAGGCAAUUAGACAAUCAGUGUAGUUUGUGUGGACAUCCUACACCCACUUACUCACCUUACUAAUGACCACAGUGUGGCGUGAGGACGCCGUACGACAGCAUUACCUGUACAUCACAGGUGUGUGUAACUUGCGUUAGCCUUACAAAUAUUUCACGAUACACUUACCAAACACACGACAAUGGUACGUUCCAUUUUAAUGACCUCCCUUGAAAUUGCCUUACAAGCCUAAAGGGAACUGCAAGACACACCUGCACUCGACUUAACCCUUGUGCUAUCCUAGGCACUUUAACGUUGGGAGUUGGGUCAUCUAGACCCACUAGACA
This is a messenger RNA of Oryzias latipes (Japanese medaka), 4334 nucleotides long. Its product is annotated as NT-3 growth factor receptor. Lineage: Eukaryota; Metazoa; Chordata; Actinopteri; Beloniformes; Adrianichthyidae. Gene Ontology annotation, biological process: positive regulation of phosphatidylinositol 3-kinase/protein kinase B signal transduction; cellular response to nerve growth factor stimulus; protein phosphorylation. Gene Ontology annotation, cellular component: plasma membrane; signaling receptor complex; axon. Gene Ontology annotation, molecular function: transmembrane receptor protein tyrosine kinase activity; neurotrophin binding; neurotrophin receptor activity. The record is from RefSeq and is a predicted model, not a curated record.